Harmonia axyridis is the source of this 1462-nucleotide messenger RNA. RefSeq lists its product as uncharacterized. Gene Ontology annotation, molecular function: nucleic acid binding; zinc ion binding. The transcript has 2 exons. Lineage: Eukaryota; Metazoa; Arthropoda; Insecta; Coleoptera; Coccinellidae. The record is from RefSeq and is a predicted model, not a curated record. The coding region runs from base 8 to 1462 and encodes 484 amino acids.
UUUAGGAAUGAUCGCAACAACUUUAGAUGAUUUUUCAGGCAAGGACUCAACCAGAUAUUUUGAAAUAUUUGAGCUUAGGUCAAAAUUAGACGGGUGGAGUGAAAAUGAGACGUUGACACUGCUUAAAUUGAAACUCGUAGGGGAAGCGUAUAAUUUUUUUAAAUCUGAUAUCACGUUGAAUUUUUUAUCAUAUGCGGAAUUGAAAGUUAGAUUUCUUCAGAAAUUCACUUCAGUUAGGUUGCCUUGGGAAAAUCAAUGGAAUUUGAAUAAUUGUUUUCAGAGACAGGACGAAGACGUGUCAUCUUUUUGCACUAGAUUGCGAACUAUAGGGACGGAACUGUUAAGUGAAGAUUUGGCCGGGGCAACGAAGGAUGAGGAAUCGGGUAUAAGAAAGAAAAAUAGGGACUUCAUUUUGAAUCAAUUCAAAAUUGGCUUACGUAAAGACGUUAUGAGGGAAGUCGGUAUUUUUUUAUUGCGCGAAGAAAAUUUAGAUUUGGAAAAAGCGGAGGAACUAGUAAGAUUGCAGGAAACGUCUCAUAAAAUGUUGCAAGGGAGAUUAUCUACAAGAAAUAUAUCGACAGUUAAUUUCGGAGUAAUAUGUCAAUUUUGCGGAGAAAUAGGUCAUUCAGCAAAGGAAUGUAGAAGUACUAGGGCAAAUUGGAGGAACGUUCAACGAAACGUCGAAAAAGGCUGUUAUUCUUGUGGCAAACCGGGCCAUUUCGCGAGGGAAUGUCGGACUUUUGGGAGAUCGGAACGAAUAAAUCAGGUAGUAUGUAUUUCCUGCAAACGGACAGGACACUGGUCGAGAGAAUGUCCAACGAAAAAUUGGAGAGAAACCCAAUAUCAUAAUAAUCAUCAUUGUCAAGUGAGUAAAGAGUUAAAGAUCGGAAAUAUCAGGAGAGUUUACCUUGAUCAAAAUAAGUCGGAAGAAAUACCGAAAAAUGAAAUAACGGAAAUUCAGAAGAGUGAAUCUCGCAUUGAGAAGAGGAGCGCGCAAGCGGCCGAAAAAAUAAAUGAUGAUAUUUUGACAAAAGCAAAUGAGGUUAGGGAACUUGAGGUGAAGACGCAGUAUAGAGACCUCGAAAAUUCGAAAAUGAGAGAAGUAAGGGUUUGCGGUAUUACACAGGAGAAUAUAACGGAUUUCGAGAAACAGGGAUCGACUUUCAGAAAAGUGAGGAAAUAUGAAAAGUUGAGAGACUUUGAGCUCGGGCCAGUUGAUUCAGUCGUGAAGGCAAAGAAAAAGCGGAAAAAUGAUAUCACUUCAGAAACAGGGGUUGUCAUUCCGGUUCGUUCGGAAUUGAGAGGCAAUUCGGAAAUCAACAACUUAUUCGGUGAAACAUUGAAAAGUGAAGUUUACGACCGAAUGUACGAAAAUACUGGGGAUGCAAAAUCCGCAAGGGUUACGAGGUUUAAUAAAAAUGUAGUAAACCCUCAGUUCAAUGUGGGAGAUUUAGUUUUGUAG